This is a messenger RNA of Naegleria fowleri, 2952 nucleotides long. RefSeq lists its product as uncharacterized. NCBI's taxonomy places the organism in Eukaryota, Heterolobosea, Eutetramitea, Acrasida, Naegleriidae. Gene Ontology annotation, cellular component: membrane; intracellular membrane-bounded organelle. The coding region runs from base 1 to 2952 and encodes 983 amino acids. Gene Ontology annotation, biological process: calcium ion transmembrane transport. The transcript has a single exon. The record is from RefSeq and is a predicted model, not a curated record. Gene Ontology annotation, molecular function: ATP hydrolysis activity; P-type calcium transporter activity; ATP binding.
AUGCCUCGAAACUCAGGCAACACAAUGAACAUUGAGUUACAGGACAACUACGGUGGCUAUAGCGUUACGCUACAACAACUCGAUGAGUUGCUUGAGAGUCGAGAUGUCCUGGCUCUCAGAGAAUUUGGUAAUGGUGAGGGGUUGGCAAAAGCAUUAAAAACCGAUUUGAGAAAUGGUAUUCAUCACGGAGAGGAAGCAGAUAGACAGUCUCACUUUGGAAAGAACGAAUACCCAAAGAAGCCUCUUGUUCCUCUUUGGAAGUUGUUCUUGGAGGCUUUGAAAGAACCUCUCCUCAUCAUUUUGAUGGUAUUGGCUGUUAUUUCAAUUGUUUUGGGAGUGGCCUUCCCUGAAAGAGAAGAGGAUAGAAAAUUCGGAUGGAUCGAAGGAGCUGCUAUCAUUGUAGCUGUGUUGAUCGUUUCAUCAGUAGCAUCUAUCAACGAUUGGCAAAAGGAAAGAAAAUUCAGAGAAUUAUCCAAAGAAAGUGCCGAUAUCAAAAUUAAAGUCAUCCGUGAUGGUGAAUCUCAGACUGUACAAAUCGCCAGCAUUGUAGUCGGAGAUGUUGUUGAAAUUGAACAAGGAGAUCAAGUACCAGCGGACGGUGUCAUCAUUGAGUUCCACGAUUUGAAAACAGACGAAUCCGUAAUGACUGGUGAAACUGACCUAAUUAAAAAGAACGAUGAGACUCCAUUUCUUCUCUCGGGUACUGUAGUAGCUGAAGGAUAUGGUAGAAUGCUCGUGACAUGUGUAGGUGUGAACUCGGAAUGGGGAAAGACUUUGGCAAAGAUUACUGAAGAUGACGAUGAUGAUGACAAGACCCCUCUCGAAGCUAAAUUAGACAAAUUAGCAACACUCAUCGGUAAAUUCGGUGUUGGUUUUGCUGUUGCUACUUUCCUUGUCUUGUUGGCUGGAUGGUUAAUUAAGAAGAUUUACGAAACAAACGUUGGAAAAGACACUUGGUCAGCAGCUGAUAUUUCAACCAUGGUUGGUUUCAUUAUCAUUUCUGUGACCAUUGUCGUUGUUGCUGUUCCCGAAGGUUUACCUUUGGCUGUUACCAUUUCAUUGGCAUAUUCUGUCAAGAAGAUGAUGAAGGAUAACAACCUUGUUAGACACUUGGCUGCUUGUGAAACUAUGGGUGGUGCUACUAACAUUUGUUCCGACAAGACUGGUACAUUGACUUUGAACGAAAUGAGAGUUGUAAAGGCAGUCAUUGCUGGUGAUGAAUAUCUUGAUGGUUUACCAGACAAUACCGAUGGCAUGAAUGAAGAAGUUGUGCAAGUGCUUUCACAUGGUAUUUCUGUGAACUCAAAGGCAUCAUUGAACAAACCAAAAGCUGGUUCUUUGAAGGAAUAUGAAGUCAGUGGUAACAAGACUGAGGCUUCUCUCUUGAUCAUGUUGAAGGAUUUGGGUAUUGACUAUGUUCCAAUCAGAAAACACUACACUGAAAAUGACAAAAUUGAAAAACUCUAUACUUUCUCCUCUGCUAAAAAGAGAAUGGCUGUUAUUGUUAGAACAGAUACCGGAGCUCACAGAUUGUAUCUCAAGGGUGCUUCAGAAAUUGUUUUGGGAGUGUGCUCUCAACAAAUUUUGAAGAAUGGUUCAGUCGUUCCAUUGACUGAGCAACAAAAGAAAAAGUGGAUGGAAGACAUUGAAAGUAUGGCUUCUCAAGGUUUGAGAACUUUGACCUUGGCCUAUAAGGAUUUGCAAGGUACUGAAGAUUAUGAAAAUCAAGAAGCUGUUGAAUUUGGCUCCACUUUAAUCGCCAUUGUUGGUAUUAAGGAUCCACUUCGUGUUGAAGUUAUUGAUGCCGUCAAGCAAUGUAAAAAGUCUGGUAUUUUCGUAAGAAUGGUUACUGGUGACAAUAUUCUCACUGCUCAACAUAUUGCUCGUGAAUGCGGAAUUUUGUUUGGAGAUGGUAUUGCCAUUGAAGGACCAAACUUUAGAAAGAUGUCUGACGAUGAAAUCGAUGAAAUCUUACCAAGACUUCAAGUUAUGGCUAGAUCAUCACCUUCCGAUAAGCACAAGUUGGUUAGUAGAUUGAGAGCUCUCGGCGAAGUUGUUGCCGUCACGGGAGACGGUACUAACGAUGGUCCUGCUUUGAAAGAAGCUGACGUUGGUUUGAGUAUGGGUAUUGCUGGUACACAAAUUGCAAAGGAAGCAUCAGACAUUAUUAUUAUGGAUGACAACUUUAGCUCCAUUGUUAAGAGCGUUUUAUGGGGUAGAACCAUCUAUGAAAACAUUCGUAAAUUCUUGGUCUUCCAGCUGACAGUUAACGUCUGUGCAUUGCUCGUCACAGUUAUCACUGCUUUGACUUCCUUCAUCAUUGCUCCUCCAGCUGGUUCUCACUCCAAGCAUAUGGAUCCUCCAUUGACUGCUGUUCAACUUUUGUGGGUCAACUUGAUCAUGGACACGUUCGCUGCUUUGGCACUCGCCACCGAACCUCCAAUUCCAGAACUUUUGGACAGAAAGCCAUACGGUAGACACGACAGCUUAAUUACCAAGAACAUGUGGGUUCAUAUUAUUGGCCAGGGUCUUUAUCAAUUGGUUAUUUUGUUAGGUCUCUACUAUACUGGUUAUCAAUACUUGUGUGUUGGUGGAAAGUGUCUUGCUGAAGCCUUUGAAAGCUAUUCUGCCGCUGAGGUCAACAAUACUAUUGUCUUUAACAGCUUUGUUUUUUGCCAACUUUUCAACGAACUUAAUAGCAGAAAGAUUAAUAACGAGUGGAACAUUUUCCAAUCCAUCCACAAAUCAUGGAUGUUCAUUCUCAUUUUCUUCUUCACAGGAGGCAUGCAGGCUAUUAUUGUUCAAUUCUGUGGAAGAUUUACUAAUACUGUUCCAUUGAACUGGUACCAAUGGUUAAUCUGUAUUGCAUUGGGUGUUGUUUGCAUUCCAUUCAGUUAUCUGCUGAGAGUUGUUGGACGUCUUUUGACCAAAUUUUUGAAAUGGGAGAAUUAA